AUGAUACUCUCUCUGUAUUCUCUGACGGUCCUCCUGGCCUGUCUUUCGACUUCCAGUGCCCUUCAAGAGCCUAUCGCAUCAGACACGCCGCUGUCGUCUCUAAUCUCCUCGGCCAAGGCUCAUCUCAGUAAUGGCUCUCCCCGGGAGGCACUGACUUAUUUCGAUGCUGCAGUGGCGCGCGAUCCAACGAACUACUUGGCGCUUUUCCAGCGCGGAGCCACCUAUCUCUCCCUGGGAAGAAAUUCACAAGCUGUGGAGGAUUUCGAUCGUGUACUGAAACUAAAGCCGGACUUUGAGGGCGCCCUUAUCCAGAGGGCUCGUGUCAAGACCAAGACAGCAGACUGGACUGGAGCCAAGCGUGAUCUGGAGACAGCUGGAAAGAAAAAGUCACCGGAAUAUGAGGAACUGGAGGAGGCACAGGCGGCAACACUGCUAGCAGAGGAGGCUGAGAGAAAGAGCAACUGGGACAGCUGUGUGGAGCAGGCCAAUGUUGCUAUCAUGAAGGCGAGCUUGGCUCCCAGUCUUCGUCAGACCCGAGCGCACUGCCGCUUUGAAAGAGGGGAGAUUCGAGAGGCUCUCAGUGAUCUUGGUCAUUAUCUGCAGCUCGCUCCCGGCUCGGUGGAACCGCAUCUCCAGAUCUCGAAGACGUUAUUCUACGCUCUCGGAGAAACAGACCCUGGCGUUUCCCAAGUGCGGAAAUGUUUGCAUUCUGAUCCAGAUUCGAAACCAUGUUCGCGACUAUUCCGCAGAGAGAAGCAGUUGGUGAAACGACUAGACAAGCUGCAGGAUGCGAUGGAGAAGCGGAAGUUCAACAAUGCUGCGAACCUGAUCGUCGGAACUAGUGGUGAAAGCGGUCUCCUUGAGGACGUAAAGGAGGAUGUCAAGGAAGCGAGGGAAGCUGGCCAUAUUCAUCCCAAGGCUCCCAGCAAUCUCUACAUGUCGCUCGUCCAAAGUGCCUGUGAAGCUUAUCGUGCGAUGCACCAGACCAAGAAAGCGAAGCCCUAUUGCUCUGAAUCUUUGGGUCUUGAUCCUCAAUCUCUCCACGGGCUGUUGUUCAAGGCUGAGACGGAGCUGGACGAGGAAAGCUUUGAAGACGCGAUUAGAACGCUAAACAAGGCCAAGGAACACCAUCCAGGUUCAAAUGAGGUACAAAGCUUGUUACAGAAGGCACAUACUCUGCUCAAGAGAUCGAAGUCAAAGGACUACUACAAGGUUCUCGGAGUCAGUCGAGAUGCCGAUGAGCGAACUAUCAAGCGUGCCUACCGCCAGCUGACGAAGGAGCAUCACCCUGAUAAGGCCAAGUCUAAAGGUGUUACCAAGGAGGAAGCGGAGAAGAAGAUGGCUGCUAUCAACGAAGCGUAUGAAGUGCUGUCUAACCCCGAACUGAAAGCCCGGUUCGACAACGGCGACGAUCCUAACGACCCCGAAUCGGGAAGGCAAAACCCCUUCCAACAGGGAAAUCCCUUUGCUGGAGGAGGACGCCAGCAGUUCUUCUUUCAGCAAGGGCAUGGUGGACCCCAAUUCAAGUUCUCAGGCCAGGGGUUCAACUUCCCCGGAGGUUUUCCCUUCGGCUAGUUAUUUACAUGCUGCUUUGGUCCUUUUUUCGUGCAUUUUCUCACCCAUGCUCCCACAAGCAUUCUUUUGCUGGUAAUCUUCUGUUUCGGUUCGAUGUAUCUUUUUGGGGUAUUGGUAUUUUCCAGGUGAAAUCGGAUCAGGAGUGCUGAGGCGUAGUGUACUUCCUAACUUCUUCCUCGAGAAGAAGCUCACUUGAAGGAUAUUAUCAAUUUAGAACGUUUCUUUAUAGGUAUUCUAAUGGAGAAUGCUAUCAAACCUGCAAUUUUACCUAAGUAAGUUCUACUCGAAUAUAGUA
Molecule: messenger RNA, 1870 nt
Organism: Paecilomyces variotii
Lineage: Eukaryota; Fungi; Ascomycota; Eurotiomycetes; Eurotiales; Thermoascaceae
Product: dsRNA-activated protein kinase inhibitor
Exons: 2
Coding region: 1-1575 (524 amino acids)
Biological process (GO): protein folding in endoplasmic reticulum
Cellular component (GO): endoplasmic reticulum
Molecular function (GO): misfolded protein binding; protein-folding chaperone binding
Source: RefSeq, a predicted model, not a curated record